Messenger RNA from Oryzias melastigma (Indian medaka), 2538 nucleotides. RefSeq names its product prokineticin receptor 1. Gene Ontology annotation, cellular component: membrane. Gene Ontology annotation, biological process: neuropeptide signaling pathway. The transcript has 3 exons. Gene Ontology annotation, molecular function: neuropeptide Y receptor activity. The record is from RefSeq and is a predicted model, not a curated record. Bases 171 to 1262 code for a protein of 363 amino acids. Lineage: Eukaryota; Metazoa; Chordata; Actinopteri; Beloniformes; Adrianichthyidae.
UGUUGAAUUCGUCCAGUAAACAAUAUUUCAAGAGAAGCGCGCGACACCGCGUGUGUGUGCGUGUGUGUGUGGGGGGGGCAGCAGCGCGCUCCUGUCUCGGAUCAGUCGAGCAGCGCGCGCGCGGAGGGAAACAGCAGCUUUACUCUAAAGACAUGCGGACCUGAUCCACCAUGGGGGAUCCCACCAACGGCAGCGGGACUCUUCCGGACUACGAAGGCUCUCUGGACGAGAUCCCAGACACCACGCAGGGCUGCACCUUCUUCGCGGCCACCAUCGUCAUCGGCGCCGUCCUGGUGGUCAUCAUGUUGGUGUGUGGCGUGGGGAACUGCCUCUUCAUCGCCAGCCUGCUGCGCUUCAAGCAGCUCCGAAACCUCACCAACAUCCUGAUCGCCAACCUGGCGGUGUCGGACGUUCUGGUGGCGGCGGUGUGCUGUCCCUUCCUGCUGGACUACUACGUGGUGAAGAAGCUGUCCUGGGACCACGGCCUGCUGCUCUGCGCCGCCAUCAACUACCUCCGCACCGUGUCACUCUACGUGUCCACCAACGCACUGCUGGCUAUCGCCAUGGACAGGUACUCGGCGAUCCUCCAUCCCCUAAAGCCCCGUAUGACCUCCCGGACGGCGUCCUGCGUCAUCCUGGCGGUCUGGAUCGUCCCUGUCCUCAUCUCCAUCCCAUCCGCCUACAUGACCUCAGAAACCCCGUACCCCCACAGGGGGGGGCAGAACCACAAGACCUUCUGUGCUCAGAUCUGGCCUGUGGACCAGCAGGUCUUCUACCGCUCCUACUUCCUGUUGGUCUUUGCUCUGGAGUUCGUGUCUCCGGUCACCGUCAUGGCGGUCUGCUACACGUGCAUCUCCAGACACCUGUGGUCCAAAGGCGUUCCGGGUGUCCAGACCGACCAGAUUCGGAGGAGACGCCACAAACGCCGCAGGAUGGUGGUGGUUCUGAUCCUGGUGCUGGUGGCCUACGUCCUGUGCUGGGCGCCAUACUACGGCUUCGCCCUGCUCCGAGACUUCUACCCCACCCUCAUCUCCAGGGGCAGGAACUCUCUGGUGGCCUUCUACAUCAUCGAGUGCAUCGCCAUGAGCAACGCCGUCAUCAACACCUUCUUCUUCGUGAGCGUCCAGAAGAACCGGAACAGCGCCAAGAAGGCCCGCAACUUCCCGCUCAGGCUGGUCAGCUUUGUGGCCAGAAGGUCGAUGGAUGAUGGCGAAGGUCGGACGUCCUCGCUGCGGGCGACAGAGGAAGGGGACAACAGCUAGCCGUCAAUGGUUCCCCCAUCAGAGCAGAGAGUGGAUCUACAGCUUCUACUUCAUAGAAGGUGUUUGUGGCCGCUCGUCUGUUCCUGUUGUUUUUGUUUAUGCUGUUUUCGUACUUCGGUACCCUGCUAGCGGAGUCUCACUUGGUGUAUGAUCGCCAGUUCCUUAUAGCUCGUCAGUUUAUUGCGAGUGAUCUAAGCUCGUUGUGUUUCGGACGUAAAACUUCCCCCUGCUGCCCUCGAGAAUUCCAGCUCACCUGUUCAGGCCGUCGGCCCUCGAGAAUUCCAGCUCACCUGUUCAGGCCGUCGGCCCUCUUCGUGAGGCAGAAACGUCAUCGCAGACGAAGCAAAGCUGAAGACGUGCUAGACAACCUUCCCGUCCUUUUCCCGAGCAGGAUCUGGACUAUUUCCUCAAAUUACUGUGUUCUGGCGUUUCCUGGAUCCACCCGAUGUCUGCAUUAUCCCUGGCUUCGGUGAGGGAGACCAGCUCCAUCACACCUGCUCUUCUCUGCCUCGCUGGCGUGGAUCUAACCCCUGAAAUCUGGCGGCGCUCUCCCGGUCACUCACAUCUUCUACGGCGGCUGUUCCAGCUUCCAGAUUCGGACUGGUAAAUGCCAGAUCGCUGGCGAACAAAACUUUCGUUCUGCGGGAUCUUAUCACAUCUUGCUGGUUGGACUUCCUCUUCAUAACCGAGACGUGGACAUCUCCCAGUGAGAACUUUUGUUGAACUUUACCUUCUGGAUUUUCUUAUUUUAGCUCCCCGUGGAUAUCCAGCCGUGGAGGAGGGACUGCGCCUGUUUUUAUGAAUGGGUUGAAAUGUAGACAACGCUGCUUGUCAUCCCCAUUCUCCAUCUUUGAACUGACCUCAUUUGAGGUGGGAAGAUUCUCUCUCAUGCCUCCAACAUGUCCAAAAUACAGCUGUCCGCCUCCCUAAGAGAAACCACAUCUCGCAGAUUUUAGCAUCACUCCACUGGCUGCCUGUACAUUUUAGAAUUCAUUUUUUUACACGGUCUUUCCCCGCUGUACCUCUAUGAGCUGCUUUCUCCUUAUUCGCCCGCCCGAUGCCUCAUAUCAGCUGACCAGCUCCUUCUGGAGACACCGAGGUCCCGGCGAAAGCUCAGAGGGGACAGGGCUUUUGCGGUUGCUGGCCCCAGACUCUGGGAUUCUUUGCCAUUGUUCAUCAGAGAAGCACUGUCACUGCCCAUUUUUAAGACCCAUCUAAAGACUCAUUUAUCUAUUUAUCUUGUCUUAGUGUGACUGUCUUUUAUGUUUUUGGUGUU